This is a messenger RNA of Rhopilema esculentum, 2448 nucleotides long. RefSeq lists its product as uncharacterized. Gene Ontology annotation, molecular function: protein binding. The record is from RefSeq and is a predicted model, not a curated record. Gene Ontology annotation, cellular component: plasma membrane; cytoplasm. Lineage: Eukaryota; Metazoa; Cnidaria; Scyphozoa; Rhizostomeae; Rhizostomatidae.
ACGCAAACUGGCUUUACAAACUUCCUUGUCUACUUGUCUAGUUUCAUGAAAGAAGAAUAUUGAUAGCAGUCGGGGAAGAGACCAGAGAGACUAGAUUCAUGCUUGAUCUUUUAUUUAUUUUAUGUGUUCAACUCAGAUAUUUAGACAGUAGGGAAGGUGACAGUCUAUCGAAAAAGACUACCAGGCUCCCAACAUGGCAGUAGAAGAGGAAGAAGUUUUGGCAGUUUUGCAAGCUGUCCUCAGUUACUUAAACAUCACACUGCCUUCCCAGCAACUAUCACCAGAUGCCCAGAUGGGAAGGGAAAGUUUGUUAAAUAAAGUGGAAAAUCUUGUUGAUAAAAUAAAUGCGACUAAAUCAUCUGUCAAUCAAGGAAGUGACAAUGUUGAUGGCAUAGUAACUGCUCAGCCUGAUGUUCUUGAAAACAAGAUUGAUGAAGUUGACCAACGACAAAGAAUGAGUAGCUACAUUGAUAUGACACAGUUUCAAGCAAAUCUACAAAACCCUGAAUCAAUGCAAGAACACAAAGAACACCAGGAAAAUGAUGCAUUGCAACAGGAAGACUAUGAAGUGUCUGGUGUAAGUGAAGUUACAGAGCUACUGGAAGAAGAUGAGGCUGAAGAUGAAGAAACCUAUGAUGAUAUCGCAAACAGUAUCAUUCAUUCAAAUGGCACUUCCAAGUCAUCUGAUGAAUUAUAUUCAGAGCUCACUGAAGAUGAGUUGCUCUCAAAACUCAAAGGCUUUGAAAACAUAAGUGCCAAAAAAAUGGCCGAGGCUUGUACAUGCAGUGGCUGGUUGAUGAAGCAAAAGAAAAAACUUCUUGGGUCUAAAUGGCACAAAAGAUACUGUGUCUUGAAAGAUGAGUUUCUUUUUUAUUAUUGCCAAGAGGAAGACUCAAAAGCCCUUGGUGUCAUUGUACUUCCUGGCCGUAUCAUAAGCAAUGAGAAGUCCUCAAGCAAGGACAGAUUUGUUUUCAAGCUGGUUCCUUAUGGCAAAGGAAGGUCUACAUAUUUGUUCAGUGUAUCAUCCAAGGAUGACUAUGACAAAUGGGAUGCAGCUCUAUCUCCAAUAUGUUCACAAAAGUUAAGUAGACUCGAAAGCAAGGCAUUCAAUCGUCUGGCCUCAAGAAUAAGUGGUGACAGUGACGAAGGUAGUGCUGGGGAACCAAUCAAGCCACCAGCUACACCUGUUGAAGAGGAAAUGUAUGAGAUUUUGCCUGAUGAGGCUCAUACCACAGAAUGUCAGCAGAAAGGGAUUGUCACAGGAGAGGAUGAAACUUAUGAUGAUCAUAUUGGUAAUACCUCUGCUCUCAGUAUGCAUGCAGGCUCAGCAGAAGCUGGUGACGACUUUUAUGAGGGUAUUCCAGGAGAGUAUUUUGAAUCUGAACCAGCUUCACUUGAUGCUGCCCCUAUUGAAGAAGACAUUUAUGACACCAUUGAUCCUAUUUUGAUGAAAAAUAGUAGUCAAGCCGCAUUUCCCCCUCGACCAUUGCAAGAACCUGUACCUGUAUCUCCAAACCCAGUUGCAACACCACCGCUGCCACCAAGCCUCCCACCGAGAGGUCAGCAGUUAGACCAAAAAGAAACAUUGCCACCUCCCUUACCUCCAAGUAUUCCAAAACGAGAUUCACCUUUGCCUCCUGUUAUUCCAAAAAGAGAUUCAGCUUCAAAGCCAACAGAAUUGAUUGAAGAAGAGCCUCCAGAGGAAGAAGAAGAAGGACCAUCUGAAGAUGCUUUCUCUUAUGAUAAUGUAUAUAUUGGAACUGAUAAUCAUACAGCAGCUGAAUCAGAUGAGCUUGAAUUUAAAUGUGGUGACUUAAUUUAUGUACUGGAAAAGAUCAACCCAAACUGGUGGAUUGGCUGCAAAGAAGACAAGGUUGGCUUGGUUCCAAGCUAUUUGCUGAUGGCUGGUUUUGCACACUGAUGUUUAUCUAGUUUGUCUCAUUAGGCUGGUGAAGUUAAUAUUUCAAAGCACUAUGCUUCUCAAAUAGAACCUGAGCAGGGACACUGGAACGACCAAGUGGCAAAGGGGGCAGGCUUAAGUAAAAGGGCAUUUAAAAAAUAAUUCCAAGCUACCAACAAUUCUUUUGUAACUGUCAUUUUGUUUCACAGAUAACACAGUGCAGUCAGAAUUUCACAUGAAUUUGUUGAUAAUUACAAAGGGCUGAUGUCAAUGGCACUUCUAUGAAAUCUAUGAAAAGGGCACUUUGCCCCACCUUGACCCUCCUAUCAAAGGGCUGCAGGGGCAAUUGACCCCUUGCAUCCCCCUCUUCCGCAUCCCUGCACCUAAGGCUUGUAAAGUAUAUAAAUUUUUCUCAAAAACUGUGGCAUCUUCUUUAGGGCUUUUAUUUACUUUUUAUAGAAUUAUUGUAGGCAAAUAGAUAAUAGGUAUCUCUGUAAUAUACAUUUAUUAUUUUAGAAUCAAUAAUCACAUAAAAUACUUGUGUUAUA